This is a messenger RNA of Dioscorea cayenensis subsp. rotundata (Guinea yam), 1743 nucleotides long. Its product is annotated as endo-1,4-beta-xylanase 5-like. Gene Ontology annotation, molecular function: hydrolase activity, hydrolyzing O-glycosyl compounds. Gene Ontology annotation, biological process: carbohydrate metabolic process. The coding region runs from base 1 to 1743 and encodes 580 amino acids. The record is from RefSeq and is a predicted model, not a curated record. The transcript has 7 exons. Lineage: Eukaryota; Viridiplantae; Streptophyta; Magnoliopsida; Dioscoreales; Dioscoreaceae.
AUGGAAGGGGCAUUGUUCUUGGUGAUGCAUUGUUCUUUAUCAUUUAUAUUGUUGUCUGCUGCAUUAUUUUCAGGAACCUUAGUAAAUUCACUUCCAUAUGAUUAUUCAGCGAUCAUUGAGUGCUUGGCUGAGCCACCAAAACCUCAAUACAAAGGUGGAAUCAUAAUCAAUCCAGAGUUCAACAAUGGCCUGAAAGGAUGGGCAAGAUUUGGACACUCAAAUCCUGCAGAAAAAACAUCAGAAACUGGAAACAAGUUCUCAGUGGCUCGCAGUAAACAAAAUCCUUUUCAUUCUCUUUCCCAAAAGCUCUUCCUUCACAGUGAAAAGCUCUACACAUUCUCUGCAUGGGUGCAGGUAAGUGAAGGAGAUGAGAUUCCAGUGAAAGCCAUGUACAAAACUAGUUCAAACAUCAGCCAUGCAGUUGGAACAGUGAUUGCAAAGUCUGGGUGUUGGUCCAUGCUCAAAGGUGGCAUCUCAGUGAAUAACUCUGGACCAGCUGAGUUAUACUUUGAGAGCCAAAAUGCAUCAAUUGAGAUAUGGAUAGACAGUGUCUCUUUGCAACCAUUCACCAAAGAUCAAUGGAGAAGUCAUCAAUCAGAAAGCAUCAACAAGGUGAGGAAGAGGAAGGUGAGAAUCAACUCGACACCGGGAACAAAGAUCUCGAUCAAACAAAGCCGGCCGGGUUUCCCCUUCGGCAAUGCCAUAUCCAAAGACAUCCUCUCCAACACAGUGUACCAGAACUGGUUCACUUCUCGCUUCAAAGUAACCACAUUCGAGAACGAGAUGAAGUGGUACAGCACUGAGUCAUCUCAAGGGACCGAAAACUACGCCGACGCCGAUGCCAUGCUCGCCUUCUGCAAACAAAAUGGCAUCAACGUGAGAGGCCACAACAUCUUCUGGGAUGCCCCACACUACCAACCAAACUGGGUCAAUUCCUUGCCAACUCCACAACUCCAAUCAGCCACUGAAAAAAGAAUAAACUCAGUUAUGAAUAGAUACAAAGGACAAGUGAUUGCAUGGGAUGUUGUGAAUGAGAACAUGCAUUACUCCUUCUUUGAAAGCAAGUUUGGGAAGGAUGCAUCCUCAGUGUUGUACCAAAAAGCACACCAGAUUGACAAUGCUGUUCUCACUUUCAUGAAUGAAUUUAAUACAUUGGAGAAUCCUGGAGAUGAAGUUUCUAUUCCCACAAAGUAUCUGCAGAAACUGACAGAGAUUCAGAGUUUUGGUGGGAGUACUAGUACUGGUGGUCCAAGGAUGGCCAUUGGACUUGAAGGCCAUUUCAGCCAGCCUAACAUUGCUUAUAUGAGGUCUGCUUUGGAUUCUCUUGCUGCUGCUAAUGUUCCCAUUUGGCUCACUGAAGUUGAUGUUUCAAGCUCUCCACAACAGGCAGAAUACCUGGAAGAGAUACUAAGAGAAGCAUUUGCUCAUCCUGCUGUUAAUGGGAUUGUGAUGUGGGCUAGUUGGCAUGCACAAGGCUGCUACAGUAUGUGCUUAACUGAUAACAACUUCAAGAACCUACCAACUGGUGAUGUGGUGGACAAACUUCUCAAUGAGUGGAAAACUUUCACCCAAAUUGAAGCCUUUGCAAACACUCAUGGCUUCUUUGAGCUUGAUCUCUUCCAUGGAGAUUAUGAGAUUACAACAACUCAUCCUUCCUCAAACUCCUCUUCACUUCAUAUACUUAAUGUUCAUGGUGCAAAUCAUCAUGAGGGAGUGUUACAUGUCCUUGAUGUUCAGGCUUGA